AUGAAGGAUUUCUACAGCCGAGCUGCAGAGUGGAAUCUCGAACAGGAUUACGAGCGCCGGCCGCGUAAAACGAGCAAACGAGAUAAAGAGAAAAACCGUCUUCCGAUUAAAACUGCGGAAGGGACGAUAGAACAUGUUUCAGAACCUAUUGUGGAAGAUGACUCGGAAGAUUUAUUCGAUUCGGACGAAGAUGAUGUGGAGGAACAGCCAGAGGCCGAAGUUGUUGAGCAGUCAAAACCACAUGUGCCUGCUAAAGUCCAAAUUCUAGAGGCAAAAGAAGAACUGGCAAGGAUCGCAGAGCUUAUCAAUGAGGAUCCAGAGGAGCAUACCGGUUUAUUUAAAAGGUUGGCAGAUAUGGUAUCAGAGACCUCGCUUCCCGCAGUGAAAAAGCUAGCAUUGGCGACCCAAGUGGCUAUAUAUAGAGACGUGAUUCCUGGCUAUCGGAUAAGGCCGUUAGGCGAGGACGACAUGACGACCAAUGUUUCGAAGGACGUACGGAAACUUCGUAAUUUUGAGCAAUCGCUUCUCGCUGGGUAUCAGAACACUGUCAAGAUGUUAGCUUCGUUCGCGAAACCACAGACAAAGGAAAGUGUUGAUACAGAAGGCUUGAAAGCUGUUUCAAUCAAUUGCGCAUGCAGUUUGCUUAUUGCUGUAUCCCAUUUCAAUUUUCGGGGUGAGCUGCUAAAGAUUCUGGUUUCGCAACUUGGUCGGCGGAAGGUCGAUGACAACUUCGUGAAGUGUCGCGAGACAAUAGAGAAGCUCUUUGCCAAUGACGAGGAUGGGAUCGUGUCCAUGGAAGCGGUCAGCUUGUUGUCUAAAAUGAUGAAAGCUAGAGACUACCGUGUUCACGACAGCGUGUUGGAUACCUUUUUACACCUGCGUCUACUUUCCGAAUUCUCUUUAAAGGGCUCAAAGGAUACCAUUGAUAGCCACAAGAGCGACCAAACAAUUAAAGGGAAAAAGCCAAAGAUGAAGCGUGAGUUUAGAACUAAAAAGGAGCGAAAGCUGUUGAAGGAGCGAAAUGCAGUUGCAAAAGAUAUGAAAGAAGCAGACGCCCUCGUCAGCCAUGAACAACGGGAUAAGAUGCAAGCAGAAACCCUAAAGCUGGUAUUCGGCACGUAUUUCCGCAUUCUCAAACUCCGCAGCCCAAAUUUAAUGGGUGCUGUGCUCGAAGGCCUUGCGAAAUACGCCCACUUAAUCAACCAGGACUUCUUCGGAGACCUCCUUGAAGCCUUGAAAGAACUCCUAGCGCAAGCUGCCACCUCCGAUUCUUCUGAAACCGCAGAUCCCUCGGAUACCAUUAAUGGACCUGAUUCCCUCGAAGAAGUUGCUACAAGAAGUAUAACCCGCGAAGCGCUCCUCUGUUGCAUAACUGCCUUCGCUCUUCUAGAGGGUCAAGAUGGCAGCAAAGCUGCCUCCACACUGCACCUCGACCUCAGCUACUUCAUGACCCAUCUCUAUCAAUCUCUUUAUCCCCUUUCUUUACAUCCAGAAAUCGAAUACAACCCCAACAAAUCCCUACAUCUCCCUGACCCAUCCUCCUCGCUUCCCGAACAUGCUCAAACUAAGACCAACAACAGAGUGAACUUCCAAACUCCUACAGUUCUUCUCCUGCGCUGCCUCCAAUCAACCCUCCUUGCCAAAGCAGGCUUCACGAAACGGCUCAUGACCGCCUCGCUACAGUUGCCGGAGAAGUCAUCGCUGGCUUUGCUCUCGUUAUUAACUCGUGUAGCGAAGCAGCAUGGGCGGAAGAUCGCGCCGUUGUGGAAUACUGAGGAGCGUCGGGGGGAUGGCGUCUUUAAUCCGCUGGCUGAGACGGUCGAGGAGAGCAAUGUGCUUGCAGGGAAUGUGUGGGAGGGCGAGUUGUUGAGGUUGCAUUAUUGUCCGAAGGUUCGGGAGGCUGCGAAGGAGGUUGAGAAUGUUGUUGCGUCGGUGAAGUAG
This is a messenger RNA of Histoplasma mississippiense, 1941 nucleotides long. RefSeq lists its product as hypothetical. Gene Ontology annotation, cellular component: nucleolus. The record is from RefSeq and is a predicted model, not a curated record. Gene Ontology annotation, molecular function: chromatin binding. The coding region runs from base 1 to 1941 and encodes 646 amino acids. Gene Ontology annotation, biological process: DNA replication initiation. The transcript is spliced from 2 exons. Lineage: Eukaryota; Fungi; Ascomycota; Eurotiomycetes; Onygenales; Ajellomycetaceae.